Molecule: messenger RNA, 4284 nt
Organism: Eimeria maxima
Lineage: Eukaryota; Apicomplexa; Conoidasida; Eucoccidiorida; Eimeriidae
Exons: 21
Coding region: 1-4284 (1427 amino acids)
Biological process (GO): microtubule-based movement
Cellular component (GO): dynein complex
Molecular function (GO): dynein intermediate chain binding; dynein light intermediate chain binding; minus-end-directed microtubule motor activity
Source: RefSeq, a predicted model, not a curated record
AUGAAGCUCUACCAGACCAUGCUGUUGAAACGCAUUUCUUCCAUAGAAGAGCAUAGCGAACGACUGAGCAGCGGCCUAUCGAAGCUUCUCGAUACUCAAGAAAAGGUCUCAGCACUAGAAGACGACUUAAGGGAGAAAACAGUUGCUGUUGAAGAGAAAAAAGCAGCCGCUGAGGAGUUCGCUCAGAAGGUUGGCGAGGAAAAGGCCAAAGUGACAGCUGAAUCCGAAAAUGCCAAUGUUGAGGCACUCAAGUGCGCAGAAAUACAGAAAUCCGUUUCUGAACAGCGAGCAUCGUGCGAGGCUGACUUGGAGAAAGCCAUCCCCCUGGUGGAGCAGGCAGAAGCCGCCUUGAAUACACUGAACAAGAAGGACUUUCAGGAGGCAAAGGCUCUCAACAAGCCUCCACCAGGCGUUGAAGAUAUUACAGCUGCUGUCAUGCACUUGCUUGCCACGGUAGACCCAAUUAUUGAGGUAGAUAAACAGGGCAAGCUUAAAGACAAGAGCUGGAAGGGUGCACAGAAGAUGAUGAACAAUCCGGAAAAGUUCUUGCAGACGCUCAAGGACUUCAAGAGUGUCAUUGACGAUGGUCGAGUGCCCGAACAGAAUUUCAAAGCCGUGGAACCAUUGCUAGCCCUUCCUCAUUUUAAUCGCGAGGCUAUUCAGAAGAAGAGUACAGCUGCAGCAGGCCUUGCUGAGUGGGUAGUCAACAUUUACCAGUAUUACACUGUGGUUGUGUCCGUCGAGCCCAAAAGACGAGCGUUGGCCGAAGCCACUCAACAACUCGAGGAUGCAAACAAGAAACUCGUCGAGGUGCAGGCACUAGUUGCGGAGCUUGAGGAAAAGCUAGGCCAACUUGUUGCCGAAUUCGAUUCUGCUAUAGCCGAGAAGAAUGCGGUGGAGGCCGAGGCUGAAAAAUGCCAGAGGAAAUUAGAUCUCGCACAGAGGCUCAUGCGUUCCUUGGGAUCAGAAGGCGCCCGUUGGGGGCAAACGAUUGACGAUCUAAAAGAACAACGACGCGUCUCCGUCGGCGACGUGCUGCUAUCGUCAUCCUUCGUAGCAUAUGCUGGAGUCUUUAGCAAGAAGUAUCGAGAUUGGCUUAUGUACGAAAGGGCGGUGCCGUUUUUGCUUGAUCGUGGAGUGCCCCUGCGGCAGCCCGCUGAUGUACUUGCCCAGCUUACAGAUGAAGCCGAAAUGGCUUUGUGGAACAAUCAAGGGCUACCGUCUGAUGCGACGUCCAUUGAAAAUGGAGCAAUUGCAUCUUCAACGGAGCGUUGGCCGCUCAUGAUUGACCCUCAGUUGCAAGGGAGAAAAUGGAUUGUCGAAAAAGAAAGAGAAAACCGCCUACAGGUGCUGCGCCUUAGCACUCCUCGAAUGGUAUCUUUGGUAGAGAUGGCAAUUCAGCAAGGCACCAGCGUACUGAUUGAAAACCUGGAAGUAUCCGUCGACCCCGUUCUGGCUCCUGUUGUAGGACGCCAAACAAUUCGGAGAGGACGGUCGCAAUAUCUUAAACUGGGGGACAAAGAAGUUUCUUACAAUCCCAAUUUCAGGCUCAUUCUGCAGACACGGCUAUCUAAUCCACAUUAUCCUCCAGAGCUUCAGGCUGAAUGCACGCUAAUAAAUUUUACAGUUACUGAGAAGGGAGACGUUUUGGAGAAUAUAGAGCUAAUUCAAAAUCUGGAGAAAACGAAGAAAAUCACCACAGAAGUUUCCGAGAAGGUUGCCCUUGCAAAAGUAACUGAAGAGAAGCUCAAUGCGAUAUCCGAAAUGUAUAGGCCUGUAGCGCGCCGAGGAGCCAGGCUGUUCUUUUUGUUAGCUCAGCUAUUCAAAAUCCACAGUUUUUAUCUGUUUUCCAUGGAGUCCUUCGUGGCAGUGAUAAACCGGGCUAUAGACUCGAUUUCAGAGAAGCCGCAGACGGGUGAGGAAGACGGAACGGACUCCGAUGGAAAGGAUGCAGCAACAAUACCUGAGACAGGGACAGACGAUGCUGAAGUGGCUGAAAAGAACCCUGCUCCAGAAGAAGCAUCCGACCUUGCAAUCACAAGGAAUUCAACAACAGACAACAACGACAAAGCCGCUGCUGGAGAGACAGAAGCAGAAAGCAAACAGCCCGGUGCUGAGUCCAGCUCACCGGCCGUUGGCGUAUCAGAAGGUGCAGGAACGGACGGGCCAAAGGGAGAGCAACGGCCUGCAGACCAGUCGCCGCAACCUUCCGCUCGGAGCACUGCAGAUAAAAAUGCAAAGGCGGGGGAAGCGGAGGAGGAGGAUGAGAAGGAUGAGGAGCAAAAUACUGUCACAGAGGAAGAGGUUCGCCUGCUGUCUCAGGUUCACCCCGACCCAACUGCUCCCCCUAUGCCCGAGGCUGCACGUGCGUGGCUCUCGGAAGCACAAUGGGCCUGUUGUAGGUCCCUAGAACAACUCAAGUCCUUCAAAAACAACCAAGUAUCCCUGUUACAAAACUUCGACCAAGACUCCCUUGGAUGGGCGAGGUGGAUGGCGGAGGAUGCUCCGGAAGGCGCAGACCUGCCAAGACUGUUUAAAGGAAUUAGCGAAUUUGAAAAGCUCCUUCUCUUGCGAUACCUAAGACCAGAUAGGAUGAUCUCGGCUCUUCGCCAAUUUGUCGCUGGGCAACUGGGGCACUUUUUCGUAGAGCCUCCAGCCAUCGACUUGCAAGAAAUUGAAAAGGAAGCUGACAGAUUCACUCCGUUGUUCAUUGUCCUGUUCCCGGGUGUUGAUCCCACACCCGCACUAGAAACAACCGCAAGAUCCAAAGGAUGUACUGCAGACAAUGGUAAAUUUGUCAAUAUCUCCAUGGGCCAGGGCCAGGAAGAACGAAGCAUUCGCCUCUUACAUGCAAUUCUGCAGCGCCUUCAGAGGACUCUAGAAGAGGCUAGCGCCAUUGCGCAUCGCGAGUUUCGAUGCGUGGUGACUUCUGAGCCCCCACCGCUACGAGACAUGCAAAUUAUCCCAGAGGCAUUGCUCCAACGGAGCAUCAAGAUAGCAGACGAAGCUCCUCAAGACCUUAAGGCCAAUCUCCGUAGGGCACUAAACUGCUUUUCGCAGGAGGUGGUCGACUCGUGUUCGCGCCCUCGGGAGUUUAAGGCUAUCCUGUUUUCCCUGUGCUAUUUCCACGCACUCAUUAUUGGCCGCAAAAAGUUUGGCUUUUUGGGUUGGAGUCGAUCUUACUCAUUUAACGAGGGGGACUUGACAAUAUGCGGCAACGUCAUAAAGAACUACUUAGAUAAGUAUGCUACAAUUCCCUUCGAAGACAUUAGAUACAUCUUAGGAGAGAUUAUGUACGGAGGCCAUAUAACUGAUGGGUUUGACCGGCGCUUGAACAACACCUACCUGGCGAACUUGAUCCUGCCUGAAGUGCUGCAAAGUUACCAACUCGGGCCUUCUUUCCGAACACCGGAUCCAGCAAAGACUGAAUUUGCUGCAUACCAGAAGUUCGUCGAGGAAAAGACGCCACCGGAGAAUCCUCAGGUUUUCGGGCUGCAUCCAAAUGCCGAAUUGGGUUGCCUAAGCUCCCUAAGCGACGAACUGUUCACAACGCUACAAGAGGUAUCUGGCGUUGCUGGAGGCGGGAGCUCUACAGGCCGGAAGGAGGACACAGUGUUGACCAUGGUGGACUCGUUGCUGGCGAAAGUACCAAUCCCAUUCGAUAUAGCUUCUAUUCGAGCGAAAGUUAAGGAAUUUCACCCUGCAACCGUUGUCUGUCUGCAGGGUGCACUAAAUGUUACGGACGCCAUGGAGCAGCUUGAAGCCUCGCUUAAUAUGAACAGGGUCCCUGAAGCUUGGAAGCCUUACGCGUAUGAAUCGCGCAAGCAACUGGGUCCUUGGGUAAAUGACCUACUACACCGUGUGAAGCAAUUGGAGGAGUGGAGCACAGACUUCACCCUUCCUUCCCCGUUGUGGAUUUCCGGGCUCUUUAACCCCAUGUCCUUUCUAACAGCUGUCAUGCAGGUUGUGACAAACAUACGGUACGGGGCAGCAGCAGCAGGAACGCAGGGAGUUGCAACGCAACAACAGCCUCUGUCUGCUUCUGAAACGGGAGUGCUCAUUCAUGGGCUUUUUCUAGAAGGUGCAGCUUGGGAAGAGGGAAAGGGGGACGUUGAAGGCAACCUGACACAUGCACAGCCAAAAGUAUUGCAAUAUCCGAUGCCUGUCUUCCUGGUUGAGGCGAUCCCUACUGCCGAAGUCGACAACACUGCAAUGUACAGUUGCCCCGUUUACCUCACUUCAGCAAGAGGGCCUACAUACGUGACAACUGCAAAUCUGAGGUGA